Messenger RNA from Bipolaris victoriae FI3, 1044 nucleotides. RefSeq lists its product as hypothetical. The record is from RefSeq and is a predicted model, not a curated record. Bases 1 to 1044 code for a protein of 347 amino acids. The transcript has a single exon. Lineage: Eukaryota; Fungi; Ascomycota; Dothideomycetes; Pleosporales; Pleosporaceae.
AUGGGUUCUAUGCCAAUCGCCAUGCGCUCCUGGAUCUCAGUUGAGUCCUGGGGCCCUGACCGCCUCGACCUCGUCGGCAUCGGUGGAGACAACCAAAUGUACCGCAAGUCAUUCGACCGGAGUGACCAAGGAUGGAAGCCCUCUAUUGAUGGCGCAUGGGAACCACUCAACGGCAAAUUCCAGCAGAUCCCCGGCGUCAUCUCCUGGAGCCACGGCCGCCUCGACAUCUUCGGCGUUGGCCUGGACAAACACGUGUACCGCAAGACGUGGGGCAACCACCGCAAGGAGGGCGGAUCGUGGAUCAACAGCCAGUGGCAGAGUACCGGCGGUGAGCUCAAGAGCCAGCCUGUGCCUGUGUCGUGGGGCAAUGGCCGCAUCGACAUUUUUGCCAUCGGCAUGGACGACCAGAUGUACCGCAAGGUGUAUGGAGGCAAAUGGGAUUCCGAAGGCUGGGAACCGCUGACGGGCAAGUUCAAGAGCCCCCCAGCAGCGGUGUCAUGGGGUAGCGACAGACUGGAUGUUUUCGGCAUCGGAAUGGACAACCAGAUGUACCACCGGGCGUUUGAGAACGGUGCGUGGACUACGUCUGGCUGGACUGGAACGAACGGUACUUUCAAGAGCCCGCCGGCUGUUGUCUCGUGGGGCAAAGGCAGGCUCGAUGCCUUUGCCAUUGGCAUGGAUGACCAAAUGUACUUCAAGUCGUUCGACAACGGUAAGUGGUUGACCAGCAACUGGCAGGGACUGGGUGGAAAGUUCAAGAGCACCCCUUCAGUUGUCUCGUGGGGCAAAGGUAGGCUCGAUGUCUUUGGCAUUGGCAUGGACGACCAGAUGUACCACAAGGCAUUCGACAACAAUCAGUGGGUGGGUGACUGGAAGGGAAUGACUGGCAAGUUCAAGAGUGCUCCAGCCGCCGUCUGUUGGGGCAAGGGACGCAUCGAUGUUUUCGGCAUCGGACUCGAUGAUGCGGUUUGGCAGCAGUACUACGCUGACGGCAAGUGGUCUGGCAAGUUUGGAAGCUUGGGCGGAAAGUUCAAGACUUUUUAG